Phymastichus coffea is the source of this 422-nucleotide messenger RNA. RefSeq names its product DNA primase small subunit-like. The record is from RefSeq and is a predicted model, not a curated record. The coding region runs from base 83 to 319 and encodes 78 amino acids. The transcript is spliced from 3 exons. Lineage: Eukaryota; Metazoa; Arthropoda; Insecta; Hymenoptera; Eulophidae.
GGAAGAAAAAGCUAUAGCACAUUAUUUUUAAUUAAUUAUGGGAGGAUAAUUCAUUAAGAAAAAAGUAAAAUUUACUGAAAAGAUGCAUCAUUCUUUCAAAAGAGCAGUUAGUAUCAUAGAGCCAAUGUUUGCCGAUAUAUAUGUUGAAGAACAAGGAAUGCUAGACAUAGAAGAAAGGGAAAACAAAUUUUUAGAUAUUAUUCUUGAAGAAAAUAUGAGGAUAGAAAUUGAAGAAAUAUUUUAUCAGUAUUUAAUAGCUGUUAAAAAAUGGAACACUUUUGUGGACUUUUUCAAAAAUAAAAUUCAGUCAGGAUCAUAAAAGUGGUGUAAUACUCCUUUUCUUAUUGAAGAGAUAAUGAUUCAAUAUGCUUAUCCUAGAUCAGAUAUAAAUGUACCAACAAUAAUAACAAUGAUAAGAAGCG